Phlebotomus papatasi is the source of this 3026-nucleotide messenger RNA. RefSeq names its product beta-1,4-galactosyltransferase 7 (gene beta4GalT7). Gene Ontology annotation, biological process: carbohydrate metabolic process; proteoglycan biosynthetic process. The coding region runs from base 98 to 1045 and encodes 315 amino acids. Lineage: Eukaryota; Metazoa; Arthropoda; Insecta; Diptera; Psychodidae. The transcript is spliced from 2 exons. The record is from RefSeq and is a predicted model, not a curated record. Gene Ontology annotation, molecular function: xylosylprotein 4-beta-galactosyltransferase activity.
AGUCGUGUUUUGGUUGUGCCAGUGUCAACAUGAAGAUUUCUCGAGAUUUACUUUUUUGAUUAAAUAAUGGCAAAAGGAAGUAAAUAGUUGCAUCGAAAUGUUCUCACGAGUGACCUAUAUUAGGUUCUUUAGCAUAUGUGUUAUAGUUUGUUUUAUCAUUAGUUGUUUUAUCAGUGUUAUUCCCAUUUCACUAGAGUCAUGCAAUUGUGAUAACUUUGAGGAUAAGUCCAGUUUCCUGCACACUCUGGAUGCAGGGUCGAGUGCAGGAGAUCCGGGAGUGUCCGGAAGGAAGAGACUGGCUGUUCUGGUGCCAUUUAGGGAUCGUUUCGAGGAACUGCUGCAAUUUGCGCCGUACAUGACGGAGUUCCUGAAUCGUCAGAAGAUCCCUCAUAGGAUUUUUGUGCUCAAUCAAGUGGACAGGUUCCGCUUCAAUCGUGCCUCCCUCAUCAAUGUGGGAUUCCUGUAUACUAAGUCCCUCUUUGACUACAUCGCCAUGCACGAUGUUGACUUGCUGCCCAUUAACAGUAACUUGAGUUAUGGUUUUCCGGAGAGAGGGCCAUUCCACGUGGCCUCUCCUCAGCUCCAUCCAAAGUAUCACUAUCCCACCUUCGUGGGAGGCAUCCUGCUGCUCAGGCGGGAGCACUUCGAGGCCACCAGAGGCAUGUCCAAUCGCUACUGGGGCUGGGGCCUCGAGGAUGAUGAAUUCUACACGCGCAUCCUCGAUGCUGGACUCAAGGUCUUCCGCCCGGAGAACAUCACAACGGGCACUGAAGACACCUUCAGACACAUCCACGAUCGUGCCCAUCGCAAGAGGGACAUGGCCAAGUGCUUCAAUCAGCGAGAAGUGACGAGAAAGCGUGACCGGGAGACUGGCCUGCACACGCUCAAAUACGACAUUUCAUCCGUCAAUGAGCUGCAAAUUGACGGAGCGAGAGUCACGGUACUGAACAUUGCUCUCCAGUGCGAUCGCACCAAGACGCCCUGGUGCGACUGCGAUGGAGGAUCGGAGGCGUCGAAGGGCUCCAGCAGUCCCAAGAAGCACUAAAAAGGUACCUAGUUUAUUUUUCACUUCAUCUCAGUCUCUCAUAACUCAAUCAGGUUCUAUCAGGAAAUUAUGGAAAAUAGUUCAGGAUCGGAAUGCUUUCGGGGAUUCUUUCUUUAAAUGAAAUACUCAUAUUUAUGAACAAAAUAUGGAAAGAAAGAAAAAUUUGGUGCAACGGACUUUUUUUCUAUUUGUUUUGCAAAGGAAACUUACGAAAUUGUUUUUUGUCAUAAUUUCUCAUUGCUUACACUUACACAUUUCCGGUGCUUGUUUAUUAGUUUUUCUUUUUAAUUUAUUGUGCACGCAAUUUACUCAAUUUUUAAUUAGCGGUAAUUGCGUGAAAUAAUUAACGAUCGGAAAAACAACAUGAAGCAUAUGCAUCAUACAUUUCAGGGCUCUUUCGGGACCGCAGCAUAUGCAGCAAGCCAAUUUCACGAUUUUUUAAUCAAAAAUAUCUACGCUCAGGAAUUAAUUGAGGUGCUACCAAAAAUAUCUUACAUUUGGACAUUCUUUAAAUUUUUUAGUCAUCCACAGGAAUAGGACUUUUAUCAGUUAUGAAUAAUUAAAAAUCAUACUUUUUCACAAAAUAUUCAUAUGCUGCUUUGGGUACUCAGAGUCCCAAAAGAGACGAAAGAGUUAACGAUGUUUCGAUCAAAAAUAUCUCAGCUCGGGAAUUAAUAGGGAUUCUACAAAAAAUAUCCUCGAUUUAGACAUCCUUAUGGUUUGUAAUCAUCCAGAAGGAUCGGAUUUUUGUUGAUUCUAAAUAGUCAAAACAAAAAAUUGGUCUUCCUAGAGAGUAUAGGGGAAAGCGGGCUUCCUUCGGACAAGAUUUUUUUUAAAUGUUCUUAAUGGAUUUUACCAGUAGCACUUUUCUGGAAAUUUGAGACAUUAGACCAGUUAUUAAAAUAUAAUAUUAUAAUGAGACAAAUUCAUAAAAAAAGUCAAGUGUGAUGAAUUUCUCACUCCUCAAAUUUGAAGGAUAUUUUCAAAAAUGUAACGGAAAUCAUGUGAAAUGCACCUUCCUUAAAUUAAGAUAAUCAAUUUUAGAGAAUAUAUCAGUGCUAUCAGUGUAAUUUAUUGUGAAAUGAAUGGAAUUUGUUGCGGAAGUUAAUAUAAUACGAUAAUAUCGAGGAAAAACCAGAGAAAAAUGGUUCUAAUUCAGACACCACGCAAAACUUUCUUCACAUAACCUCAAAUUUUACAUUUUGAACUCAACCGUCGUUCAAAUUUGAGGAACUCGAUUGUGUUCUUUUUCGGAAAUUUUCUGGAUGCAUACAAGAUUAAUGUAUAGACUUAAAUUUGUCCAUAAUUUACCAUAAAACCAUCUUAAAGUUGAAUAUUGUUCAUGAACAGGGUAUUUUUAAAAAUCAAUACACUCAAUCCCGGAAUUAUGCACAUUUUUAGGAUCGAAAAAAAAACGCGCGAAAUGGUCGUAGAAGGAAUUUCACGCGGAGUAAAAAUAGACAGAGCAAAAAGAUCCAACUGUUUAAAAGAAAUUCAUCAACAAACAGUACUUUUUGGCCAGAGUUCUUCACUAAAUUAUUAGAAUAUUAAGAAAUUUUACUUUAAUAAAAGAAACUAGUUUUAUACUGAAAAAUAAGCAUGAUGUCUUCAAAUUUCCUGCGUCACAAAGUAGUAUACAUUCAGACAUAUUUCAAAAAUUGACUCUCAAAAGGAGGCAAAUUUGCAUAAUUAUAUGUGCAAAUCUCGUCAGGUGCGUAAUCCCGAAGUGCAUAAUGUCGGGACUGAAUGUAAUAUUUUAUUAUUUGACCUUGAAUAAUUCAAGAUGGCGAUUUAACCGAUGAAAGCUGUCGAUGGACGAAUGUUCAGUCGGACUUAUUCAAAAAUGAAUGAAAUCGUCAGGGCCAAUUUUGAGGAAAACUAGGAAACCCCUAUAUUGGCGUGUUUUAGGGAGAUAGCAAACAAAAGAAGGGGAUGGGGAUAAAUAGAAAGAGAUUAACUUCGAGGUUAAUAGAAAAAAAAA